Molecule: messenger RNA, 911 nt
Organism: Xenopus tropicalis (tropical clawed frog)
Lineage: Eukaryota; Metazoa; Chordata; Amphibia; Anura; Pipidae
Gene: nqo1
Product: NAD(P)H dehydrogenase, quinone 1
Biological process (GO): response to oxidative stress; vitamin K metabolic process
Cellular component (GO): cytosol
Molecular function (GO): NAD(P)H dehydrogenase (quinone) activity; NADH dehydrogenase (quinone) (non-electrogenic) activity
Source: RefSeq, marked provisional
CUGCAGAGCAGUAAGCAAUGGCGGCAGCGGCAUCUAAAAGGGCUCUCGUGGUGCUGGCUCAUGCCGAGAGGACAUCAUUCAGUUACGCUAUGAAGGAGGCUGCAGUACAAGCACUGAAAAUGAAUGGCUGGGAUGUCACUGUAUCAGACCUUUACACCAUGAAGUUUAAUCCUGUUGUUUCGCGAAAUGAUAUUUCAGGAGAUGCUAUCGAUCCAGACCACUUUAGUUAUCCAGCAGAGGCAACGCAGGCAUGGAAAGCAGGCCGUCUGAGCCAAGAUAUUGUAGAAGAACAAAACAAGUUGGAAGCUGCUGAUCUGGUGAUUUUCCAGUUCCCUAUGUAUUGGUUUGGACUUCCUGCUAUCCUCAAGGGCUGGUUUGAUCGAGUUUUAACCGGUGGAUUUGCCUAUACCUAUCAAUCAAUGUAUGAUAAUGGGCAUUUCAAGAAUAAAAAAGCUGUUUUGUCCUUUACUACGGGGGGCAUGGAAUCCAUGUACACUCCAACUGGCAUUAAUGGUGAUAUAAACGUAGCGCUGUGGCCAUUACAGCAAGGCAUUCUGCAUUUCUGUGGCUUCCAGGUUCUAGAGCCCCAGAUCUGUUACAGCAUUAGCCACACUCCACCUGAGAGGCGCUCUGAAAUCCUGGAGGCCUGGAAGGCUCGCUUGGCCAAAAUCUGUGAAGAAAAAUCAAUAAGCUUUGUUCCCAAUGAGAAUUUUGACCUGUCCUUUCAAGGAGGAUUUGCACUGAAGACAGAGAUAGCAGAAGAGUGCGCCAGUGACAAAUUUGGGCCAAGUGUUGGACAGCACAUGGGCAAACCUUUGCCUCCUGAUAAUCAGGUGAAAGCUGGCAGCACCAGGCUGUAAGCAUGUAGCGGUGUGUGCAGGUUGGUGGUUAAUAAAUGUAUGUUUUCUACA